CGCAGUACUGCACUGACUGCACCCUGCGGCGAGAUGUGAUGUGUGAACUGCUCCAGUAGUGGAAAGCGGUUUGAGGUUAGGUCCCGUUCGAACCGCGACACAUGAAUUAUCGAUUAGACGUCUUUCGCAUUUAGCGCGGCCAAAACAAUACCGCGGCCGAUCGCGCGCGUCCGGAUGCAACGAUGGUGGAGAACGGACCGGCGUGCCGUAGGUUAAGUACCCCCGUUGACGUUGUGCCGCCAGUGAACGACAUCCGCGAGCAACACUGACUCGAGACGGCUGAAGAUGAGCCGGCUAUGGAACUACCUGGUGUUUCAGGCAUGGAUGUCCUACCUGAUGGCGGCCGGGCUGCUGGUCUUCACCAGCGGCUUCCUCCUCAAUCGCGUCUCCCGGCCGGAGCGUGCCGAAUGCGCGCGGUGCACGGCGGCCGGCGGCGAUUGCGACACGGCGGGCAUUCUCCAGGACACGGAGCGCGCCGCCAAGGUAUGCCUCGAGCGCAGAGCGCGGGUCGUGCUCCUGAUCGUCGACGCCUUGAAGUACGAGUUCGCCGAGUGGCACGACGACACCGCCGCCGUCUCCUCCUACCAUCGCAACAAAUUGCCUGUGAUUCACGAGCUACUGCAGAAACAUCCGUCGCACUCUCGGCUGUACAGAUUCAUGGCUGAUCCACCCACCACGACGAUGCAGCGCCUAAAGGGCCUGACAACGGGCUCCCUGCCCACUUUCAUAGAGGUAGGCUCGAACUUCGCCUCGGAGUACAUCCAGGAAGACAAUCUCAUUGACCAAAACGCCGCCGGGGGUAUCGUUUUCAUGGGGGACGACACGUGGACCAAUCUAUUUCCGGAUAAAUUUAUGAGGCAGUUCCCGUCGCCGUCGUUCAACGUCUGGGAUCUGGACAGCGUGGACAAGGACGUUCAGUAUCGCAUCUUCUUUGAGAUGAAGAAGAAGGACUGGUCGCUACUGAUAGCGCACACCCUCGGGGUUGAUCACUGCGGGCACAAACACGGCACGCAGCAUCCAGAAAUGACGAGGAAAUUGAAUGAUACGAAUACGCUUAUAAAGGAGAUUGUAGCAUCUCUCGAGAAGGACAUGAUGCUUUUCGUUGUUGGAGAUCACGGUAUGACUGAGACGGGAGAUCACGGUGGUGACAGUCCCAACGAAGUGGAGGCCGCGAUGUUCGUUUACUCGACGACUCCGCUGCUGAAGGGAUUUGCGAUCGAUGACGACGAUAGCGUAAAUCAAAUUGAUCUCGUUCCCACCCUGGCGUCGAUUCUCGGCACGCCAAUUCCCUUUUCCAAUUUAGGAUCCGUAAUACUCGAUUGUUUGCCAAGUAGAUCGGAGGAGAUGGCUGCCGGUCAAUUAUUAUAUCCGUUGCAUUCUCUGUGGAAGAACAUUGCCCAAACGAAGAAGUACAUAGAGAUAUAUUCCGCGGAUACGUACUUGUUUUCGAAAGAGCAGCUGCAGCAUUUGCAUUAUAUAUACAGUCUUCUCUCGGAGCGAGUUAAGCAAGUUGACAGCUUUGAAAAACUAGAAGCUUUUAUUCGGGACACCAAAGGCUAUUUUAAGUUGUUGAAGGACACGUGUUCGGAAGUAUGGGUCCAAUUUGAUUCCGGACUAAUUUCCAAGGGUUUACUUUUGAUGUUUUGUUCCUUGUUUUUCUUUUACCUCUUCAUCACCGGUAUCCCUGAGAGUCGUAUGUGUGAUAUAUUUAAAUCUUCAUUCUUGCAAUGCGCUAUCAUAGCAAAUUUAAUUACCGCGGCAAUUACCACGUGUUUGUUUCUGUUAAAUAUUUUAGAGGAAUUGAGAAAUACAACGUUUUUCGUCACUGGCGCGGUUUCUGUCGGUCUACUGGUCAUAGUGAUCGCUCAAAAUUGGGAUGUCAUAUCGAUGUGCUGGUACGAUCAUCGUCGAAUCAAGCUGUUGACUUAUGUAGCGAGGAUAAUACUUCUUCUAACGGUAUGCGGGCUCUUCUCCAACAGUUACAUAGUUGAAGAAGACAAAGUCUUAUCCUUCCUGUUCGUUACGCUCGUUUGCCUGCUCAUAUUUGACCUGAGAAAGAACGAUCCCGAUAGUACUUCCGAGAGGAAAACAAGAUUUACUUCGAAACCAAUCAAAUCAAAUUUUAGGACACCCGUGCUAAUUAUCGGUUUAUUAGCGUGUGCCGCGGUGAGGCUGUCGCAUUAUUUCUGGCGUUGUAGAGAGGAGCAUCUACAACGGGAAUGUUCUAUAUUUGCAACCGGCAAAGUUGGCUGGUCAACAGUGCCGAAUAACUGGGAGCGCGCGCUACUCGCCGUUCUACUCGCUUCAGUCAUCCUGGCGUCAUACGUGGUGAUAGUUAGAUUAUGGUUGCAAAGUUGUGGAAAUCUCACGGGCUUUGCCCCGAGCGUCAUGAUAGGACAGUACUGUCCGGUUAUCGUAAGCGUUUGCAUGGGUUGCUACUGGAUUCUGCAAAAGUUCCCGAAGUUUGUCAAGCCGAAACUCGCGUUGUCCUGGGAGAUCAAUACGCUACCUAAUGUGGUUUACUUCUUCUGCGCCCUCGCGAUCCUCGUCCUCUACUAUCGUCCGCUUAGUAUAUACUUGCUGCCAAAGAAGAAGGAAUCCAUCGACGUCUACCGUGAUGAAAACAUAGUGCCUCGAUUAUUCGAAAAGAUAAAAGACUCCAUUUCCCGCAAACGAAUAGAUACCGAUGAGCUCCCGGUCAUUUAUGGUUUCGGGACUGCCUACAGCGCUGCAUUUAUCUCGUUAAGCGUAUUUCUCACACUUUUGUACGCAUUAUUGCUGGGAGAUAUUCUAUCGCCUGGUACAUUUUUGAUGUUCAUAACGUGCGCUUGCGUAUUGGGUUUGUCCGCGAUAGAAAGAUACAAAAAUGCUAAUAGUAUUUCUGAGCUAGUUGACGUAUCGAUGCCUGUGUUACUUUGCUGGUUUUUACUAGCUGAAUAUUUCUUUUAUGGGACUGGCCAUCAGGCAACGUUUCCUACCAUUCACUGGCAUGCUGCCUUUGUAGGAACUGGCGGCCACUUUUACGGAAACUUAGUGUCGGCAAUUUUAAUCGGUAUUAAUACAUUUGGAUCGCAUAUUAUACUGGGUGCAACGUUACCACUAUUAGUGGUCGUGCCAUUUACAUUGCAUCGGAUAUUCCCGAAGUUUCUCAAGGCCAAGUUUUUUGAUGAUAUAAAGAGGGGCGAACUUCUCCUGUUCGAACAAGAUUCUGCUUUUCACGCUGCAAUUUUCGCGAUUGCGGGGAAAUACACGAUGCUUCACGGAAUUCGGACUUUCGGCAGCAUGCUCGCGGCGACUAUACACUGUCGGCAUUUAAUGGUUUGGAAGAUAUUCGCGCCAAAGCUAAUAUUCGAGGGAUUAGGAUUCCUGGUAACAUUGGGUAGUAUACUAGCAUCGUUUUACAUGGUAUUUCGUAUUGAUCAACAAAUGGAAUAUCUUAUCACUAGAGUCACUAAAAGCAGAUGAUAGUGACUCAUCCUUAAGGGAGUAUAGUACAAUCGAUAGCAAAGUACCAAAGUCGUUAAGAAUACUUCGCUUUUGCGACGAAUCCGAAAGUGGCUCGUUACUUACGAAUAUAUAGAUCGUAUCUUUAGUAAUUCGAAUUAUUAAGAACGGGCAACAUACAAGUCUAUACUUACCGAUACUGCCAGUAUUUCCACAAUUUUGUAUGAAAGUGUAACAAGGGUAAAAACGAAAUCAGGUAUAUCUAGCAAGUAUUAUAAAUAACAUUUUUCGUACCGAAGUAAAGAAACUUCUUGUCUCUCCA
This is a messenger RNA of Temnothorax curvispinosus, 3766 nucleotides long. RefSeq names its product GPI ethanolamine phosphate transferase 3 (gene PIG-O). Gene Ontology annotation, biological process: GPI anchor biosynthetic process. Bases 286 to 3465 code for a protein of 1059 amino acids. Gene Ontology annotation, molecular function: mannose-ethanolamine phosphotransferase activity. NCBI's taxonomy places the organism in Eukaryota, Metazoa, Arthropoda, Insecta, Hymenoptera, Formicidae. The transcript has 4 exons. The record is from RefSeq and is a predicted model, not a curated record. Gene Ontology annotation, cellular component: endoplasmic reticulum membrane.